AUGAGCGACACUGCCGAGCUUGAAUCCGACCCGGGGUAUUCCCCGUCCAUACCCUCACAACGCUCAGUGACUCCAGAAGAAAGAGUUGAUGUGCCCGCGCAAGUCCGUGACGAAAAGACGAACGAGAAGCCUGACGAGAAACCUGAUGAUGUCGAACGUCAGCUUGGUGAGGCGCUCAUGCAGCGAUCACCGCCUAUGCGGGGGUCACUUCUAUUCCUUCGCGCCUACAAACACCUUCUUUCGGAAUCUCAAAAGGAGAUUGAUUAUACCUGGUCAAGGCAUGAGGACGUUUUUCAGGUGAGCCAGUAUGGCUCGGUGGUGUGGACUUCUACAGAGAAAGAGGCGUUCUUCAACACGCUCGACCGCAAGGGAAAAGGCGGCAUAAAAGAGCUUGCUGCUGCAAUUGGCACAAAAUCCGAGCUUGAAGUCAUGGACUAUAUGAAACGCCUGCACCAGGCCUUGGAAGCUCAGUAUUGCUCAGAUGCACAAGUAGAGGACAUGCCUCUGCUUGCUGAUAUCCCGGCGGCCAAAGAAAUCAGCCAGCAAGGCUGUGAGAUGCUCGAUGACUAUGCCGAUGUUUUGAUCUUGAAAGAGUCUCUUGCCGAUGCCCAAACAGGAGGAAAGCAAUAUGGAGACUACUGGAAUCUCAGUAGCAACACUGCUUCGGAUCUGAUGGACGUCAUUGACGGCGAGGAUGACGGUACGGUCCGAGGCGACCUCCACCUUGCAGCUACUUUGCUCUAUGUUCCGGAUUGGAUCCAACUAUCACGAAGGUUGUUCAUGAACUUCGGUGGCGCCAAAUCAGAAAAUCACUGGAAGAACAUCGCCCAUUCCAAACAAAACAUCACAGCGCAAAGACAGACGCCCUCAAUGACUGCGGAUAGUGUUGUGGACUUUUACACUCUUUCUGUGAGUAUCACGCGACGUCUGGUCCAAUCAUCUAUAUUCUUCGCCAUGUCGAGAUUACGCGGCGCAAAUCGCAGUGGCCAGAACAGGAAAAACCACAUUCGAUUGUCAGACGUGCGGGCCGCAAUCGAAGUGCUCAACAUGAAGCACCGCCGGCCCAACUUUGUAGACACGGCUCGUCGAAACGAGGUCGAGAUAGCAGAUGUCCAUCAUCGCAAAGAUUGGGUGCCCACUCCAUUCACCUACGAAGAAGUCGAAGAGAUCAUCGAUAAAUCCGAAUGGUCCAAGUACCGCAGCGACGCAGCCAUGUCCGGCGGCGUCAAUAUGGACGACGAAGAAAACGACAACGCCGAGUCUGAAAGCGAAGACUCCGACGAUGAAGGCCCCGAAGAAGCAACAAACGACCAAGCCGAACCACCGCUGGACCAUGACCAUGAUCCCGAGAUCGUCGAUCUGGAUCCCCCGUCCUCCAGAGAGGAUUCGCCAGCCUCGUCACAACCGGAUUCAUCGGACGAGCUUGAAAUGGACCCAGAAGAGAUGCACGCAGAUCUCGCAGAUGAAGCAAUCAGUCAGCGCGAAGAAGCAAUGUUCAUGCGACUUAUGGACAAAUCUGUGCCAACCCACCAACCUAUGAAGAAAGAAGAUGCCGAUGACCAGGUCAAUGCACCACCAGAGCGCAGAGCCAGAGACGAGGUCUUUGACUGGCGAAGUCGGGUUCUAUAUCGAAGCGAAUGGGAGGAGUAUGGGUACAACUUUGCCGAUCUAAAGGGGGAAUUCGAGAUGCCCCCUCUGAAACGAGCUAGACUCAGUGAACCAGAACAACAAAUACCGACCACGCCGCCUCCUGUCCCUAUGGAUGAGGAAUAA
Molecule: messenger RNA, 1773 nt
Organism: Penicillium olsonii
Lineage: Eukaryota; Fungi; Ascomycota; Eurotiomycetes; Eurotiales; Aspergillaceae
Source: the annotation of a GenBank genome assembly